Messenger RNA from Nerophis lumbriciformis (worm pipefish), 2579 nucleotides. It is a transcript of the gene prdm1c, whose product is annotated as PR domain containing 1c, with ZNF domain. The record is from RefSeq and is a predicted model, not a curated record. Gene Ontology annotation, biological process: regulation of transcription by RNA polymerase II; cell fate commitment. Gene Ontology annotation, cellular component: nucleus; cytoplasm. Gene Ontology annotation, molecular function: protein binding; DNA-binding transcription repressor activity, RNA polymerase II-specific; RNA polymerase II cis-regulatory region sequence-specific DNA binding. NCBI's taxonomy places the organism in Eukaryota, Metazoa, Chordata, Actinopteri, Syngnathiformes, Syngnathidae.
GGAGACACUGGUUGCUCACACACACUCACGCUCUCCACACAGCCUCACUUAUGUGUGGCUCCUCUCAAGGCUUCACAGCCUCGACCUCUGAGUGCAGCACAGUCAUGUUAACCUCAGAAGGGUCGCCACAGAGCACAGGGGGGGUCAUGGCGGCGGCGGGUGCAGACAUGACAUCAUGGAGCGAGGCGGACUUUGAGGAUAAGUGCACGUACAUAGUGAAGGACCAGCCUUUGGAUGAAGAGUCCCCGAAGAGCAGCAAGACGCGAGCGGCGCGAUCCCUGCCCAGGAACUUGGCCCUGAAACGCCGCCUGGACUCAGCACAGGUGCUUGGUGUGACGAGCAAGGAGUUGAUUCCAAAAGGAACCCGCUUUGGACCUCUGAUUGGGGCAAUGUACACCAACGAAACACUGCUGAAAGACGCCAAUAGAAAGUAUUUCUGGAGGGUCUUCUGCGAGGGCACUUUACACCACAUCCUGGAUGGUUUGAAUGAGGAGCAGAGCAACUGGAUGCGAUACGUGAACCCAGCCUGCAACACAGAGGAGCAGAACCUGGUGGCGUGCCAGAGUGGUCUGGACAUCUACUUCUACACUAUUAGGCCCCUUCAGGCUGGCCAGGAGCUGCUGGUGUGGUACUGCUUGGAAUUAGCCCAACGCUGUAACUACCCUCCCCUUGGACAGCUCGCGAUGGACUGUGCAGAGCAUCGCUUAACUCAGAAGACAACAACAAAACGAGGACACAGUGUGACUGAGAUCCUUCGAGAAGAGCCCAAAUCCCAGUCGAGCCUCCCCCAAAAAAUGGAAGCUUCUUUAUCAGUUUUUCCCAUCGUCUACCCAAUUCAGCCCCAUUCUGAAUCUCUCCAAAGAUAUGCACCCUUGACCCCUCUGCCACCAUGCAGUCCUCCAGCUGCCAAAAGACCAGCUUUAAGUAGCCACGUCCCUUCUGGUUUACACUUCAGCUUUCAGCACAGUACAAGCCAUGUUCUAGGGAAGCCUUAUCAAGAAGCCUCUGUACCGAAUCAGGUUUAUCCUGCUCUGAGACACGCUUCCUACUUACUGCCUCAGUAUUCAACUGACAGCAUUGUACCUCAUCCCUACCUGUCUUAUGUUGAUCGACUAAAACCCUACCUGACACUGUCCACUCAUUUACUGCCUUUGGAUGGCUAUGCACAUCUCCUCCAUCCUCAGGCCAGUGGACACAAUAAUUCCACUCUUGGACUAUCAAAUACCAAAGAAGACCUCAGUGCAUCACCGACUUGUCAGACCAAAAAAAAUAAGAACCAUGUACCCAAAAACUACCUCAAAACUCCUUCCAAGCAUCCUGGAGAUACAGGCCUCCCUUUACCAUGUUAUGCUAGCACCACGUCUAUGGUCACCUCCCUUUGCAGAGCACAACCCUCGGUUUCUCCCGGGGGAUGCUCCCCUCCGUUGGGUACAGCAGCCUCCAUGGACCAAGACCCUUCAAAACCCACCGCUGCCAUGCAAAGUAUCACAGAAGACACAAUGAACCUCAGGAACACCAAACACGCAGAGCAUGUUAUCGGCUACAAGACCUUGUCGUAUCCACUCACCAGGCAGAAUGGAAAGAUCCGGUACGAGUGUAAUGUCUGCAGGAAGGUCUUUGGGCAACUGUCAAACCUUAAGGUUCACCUGCGAGUGCACAGUGGAGAGCGUCCUUUCAGGUGUCAAACCUGCAACAAGAAUUUCACCCAGUUGGCACACCUGCAGAAACACCAUCUGGUGCACACUGGAGAGAAGCCCUAUGAGUGCAAGGUAUGCCACAAGCGCUUCAGCAGCACCAGUAACCUGAAGACACACCAAAGAUUACACUCCGGUGAGAGGCCAUACCAGUGCAAGCUAUGUUCAGCCCGCUUCACUCAAUUUAUCCACCUGAAGCUCCACAAACGCCUUCACACUGGAGAACGUCCACACCGGUGUCCCUGCUGCCCAUGUGCUUAUUUCCACCGGUGCAGCCUUCAAGUGCACCUCCAGGGCUUCUGCGCUCUGUCCGCCUCCGCCUCUCAGGGGCCCUCCCCAGAGGAGCUCCACAGAGUCAACUCAGAGAUCGAGAGGUUUGACGUGAGCGAAGCGGCAGAGCAACUGGAGGCGAUAACGGCAGAGGCGAAGCUGAACAAGGAGGACGUGCUUGAUCUCAUACAAAGGAUAGACAGUCGCAUCUCCGGCCAACAGGAUAGUGCUUUUAAUCCCUUUGAAUCGGCCAAGAAGGGUUUGCUUCUUCUACCUCCUCUACCUCUGCAUCCAAGCAGCAUCAAACUGGAGUCAGGCUGCAUGUCAGAGCCCAAAGACGGCCUUGCUAAUCCAGCCGUAUAAUCCUUACAGGUCAACUCAGCAGCUGCCUGGCACUGUCCUAUUUGAGAUAAAGCCUCAUCUCUAAAUGACUGUUGCAUCUGAAGAACCAAGUGUUGGCCUCAGAGCGGUGACACUUGCUGAUUUUAAUGUAUAAAAUGUUGCUAAUUUAUUACAUCGCUCAUCUAUAUAAACAGGGUUUGUGACAUCAGAGAUCGCUGUCAUGUCUUGCAAAUGUCAGCAAAACAUGUUUUUCAAACAAUUUCAGUAUGAGAC